Molecule: messenger RNA, 7596 nt
Organism: Hypanus sabinus (Atlantic stingray)
Lineage: Eukaryota; Metazoa; Chordata; Chondrichthyes; Myliobatiformes; Dasyatidae
Gene: ptprt
Product: protein tyrosine phosphatase receptor type T
Exons: 32
Coding region: 228-4538 (1436 amino acids)
Biological process (GO): protein dephosphorylation
Cellular component (GO): membrane
Molecular function (GO): protein tyrosine phosphatase activity; protein binding
Source: RefSeq, a predicted model, not a curated record
UGCAGUGCUUUUGUUCAUAAUAAGACCUGAUCUCUGGAGAAUAUAUUUCAGCAUAUCCAUUGGUAAUAAUCAACUUUUUGGAUGGUCCAAAGCAUAACUCUGAACAGAGAAAUGUUGGGCAAGGGGCUAGCAACCCCAUCCCACAAAAACACCAACUGAAGCUCUAAAGACCUUAGCCCUGGGAGAGGAAGAACACACCAAGAAGAUGGGUUACGUCUGAAAACAACAUGAAAGACUGUCUAGGACAGAGGACUCUGGUGAGCUACUGUCAGUGGCCUAUGCCCAGUAGAAGUGAUACAGGCUUAUGCAGUUGCUCAUUUGAUGAAAACUACAGCAACUGUGGAUACAUCUUGGCCCUUGGGAGCACUGGAUUCACCUGGGAGCAAAUUAACACAUGGGAAAAACCAUCCAUAGACCCGGCGGUGCCAACAGGGACCUUUAUGCUGGUUAACAGCUCUGGACGAGUAUCAGGACAGAAGGCUCAUCUGAUGUUGCCCAUACUAAAAGAGAAUGACACACACUGCAUUGACUUUCACUAUUUUCUGUCAAGCAAAGAUCGAUCCAGUCCAGGAGCCUUGAAUGUCUAUGUGAAAGUUAAUGGAGGACCUCAAGGAAACCCUGUCUGGAAUGUGUCUGGUAUAGUUACUGAAGGAUGGAUUAAGACAGAGCUGGCUAUCAGUACAUUUUGGCCAAACUUCUAUCAGGUUAUAUUUGAAUCUGUUGCUUCGAAAGGCCACCCUGGAUACAUUGCCAUCGAUGAAGUUAGAGUACUUGCUCAUCCUUGCAGGAAGGCUCCUCAUUUUCUCCGUCUUCAGAACGUGGAAGUGAAUGCAGGGCAAAAUGCAACAUUUCAAUGCAUUGCCGGCGGGAAGUGGUCCCAGCAUGACAAGUUAUGGCUGCAGCAAUGGAAUGGAAAAGAUACAGCUUUGAUGGUUACCAGGGUGGUUAACCAUAGACGCUUCUCUGCCACUGUCAGUGUGGCAGAUACAUCUCAGAAGACUACAAGUAAAUACAGAUGCGUGAUUCGAUCAGAAGGAGGCUCAGGGGUGUCAAAUUAUGCAGAAUUAAUUGUGAAAGAACCUCCGACACCUAUCGCCCCACCCGAGCUUUUGGCAGUUGGUGCAACGUACCUGUGGAUUAAACCAAAUGCAAAUUCGAUCAUCGGAGAUGGCCCCAUCAUCCUGAAGGAAGUGGAGUAUCGCACAACCUCAGGAAAUUGGGCAGAGACGCAUAUCGUGGACUCCCCCACCUACAAGCUGUGGCAUCUUGACCCAGAUGUGGAAUAUGAAAUCAGAGUUCUGCUCACACGACCUGGAGAUGGAGGGACCGGCCCUCCAGGUCCUCCUCUGACAACGCGGACCAAAUGUGCAGAUCCUGUCCAUGGACCUCAGAGUGUGGAAGUUGUGGAUGUCCGAUCUCGUCAGUUAACUAUUCAUUGGGAACCAUUUGGUUAUGCAGUCACUCGUUGCCAUAGCUACAACUUGACAGUUCAGUACCAGUAUGUGCUUGGUCAUCGGGAAUAUACAGCAGAAGAACUGAUGCAAACAUCAUCCCACUAUACAUUGCGGGGACUGCAUCCAUACACCACAGUGAAACUUCGACUGGUAUUGGUAAACCCAGAAGGAAGGAAAGAUAGUGAUGAAAUUGUUAUACAAACAGAAGAGGAUGUACCAGGUCUAGUGCCCUUGGAAUCAAUUCAAGGAGGCCCAUUUGAAGAGAAGAUAUAUCUACAGUGGAAACCACCAAAUGAAACCAAUGGAAUAAUUACUCUCUAUGAGAUAACCUAUAAGGCUGCUGGGUCCUUUGACCCUAACGUCGAGCUUUCCAACCAAAGAGGGAGAGUGUUCAAACAGCGGAAUGAGACCCAUCACCUGUUUGUAGGGCUUUAUCCAGGCACAACGUACUCUUUCACAAUAAGAGCCAGCACUGUAAAAGGUUUUGGACUGCCAGUCACCACUCGUAUUACGACAAAAAUAUCAGCUCCUUCCAUGCCACUGUAUGACACUGACAGCCCUCUGAAUGAGACGGACACGACAAUCACAGUCCUAUUGAAGCCAGCUCAAUCGAGAGGAGCUCCAAUCAGCGCUUAUCAACUGGUUGUUAAAGAAGAACACUUCCAAAAAGCCAGGAGAGCUGCAGGUAUUAUCGAGUGCUUUCCUGUCCCACUCAGCUACAAGAAUGCUUCCAUACUUGAUUCACUUCAUUAUACUGCUGCGGAGCUGAAGCCUGGGAACCUUCCAAUGACUCAGCCAUUCACUGUUGGAGAUAACAGAACAUACAAUGGCUAUUGGAACCCACCACUUUCCUCAGUGAAAAGCUACAGCAUUUACUUUCAAGCACUCAGCAAAGCUAAUGGGGAGACUAAAAUCAGCUGUUUAAGACUGGCAACAAAAGGUGCUUCAACACAGAACUCCAAUACAGUGGAGCCAGAAAAGCAAGUUGAUAACACAGUGAAAAUGGCUGGAGUUAUUGCAGGAAUUUUAAUGUUUAUUAUCAUCAUGCUGGGAGUCAUGCUAAUAGUUAAAAAACGGAGGAGUGCUUAUUCCUACUCAUAUUACCUGAAACUGGCAAAGAAACAAAAGGAGACCCAGAGUGGUACCCAGCGGGAAAUGGAGCCUGUGGUAACAGCAACAGACAAGGGGUGUAACAAGCAUGAGAGAGAUGAAACACUAUCAGCAGAACAAGUCACACCCAGUGCAGUAUUAGGCAGCAACCAUGACGAUAUGAGCCAGACUACUAGGGUUGUUCAAACUCAUUCCUAUAGGAAUUGUGAACCUGUUGAAAUGUCAUAUCAAUCUGGACAACUUCAGCCUGCUAUCCGAGUAGCAGACUUACUGCAGCACAUCACACAGAUGAAAUGUGGCAAGGGCUAUGGCUUUAAAGAAGAGUAUGAGAGUUUGCCAGAAGGACAGUCAGCAGCUUGGGACACAGCCAAGAAAGAGGAAAACCGUUCUAAGAACAGAUAUGGGAACAUCAUUGCUUAUGAUCAUUCUCGUGUACGACUUCAGCUACUCGAUGGAGACCCACACUCAGAUUAUAUAAAUGCCAAUUACAUUGACGGUUAUCAUAGGCCACGUCACUACACAGCCACUCAAGGUCCAAUGCAGGAAACAGUUAAAGAUUUCUGGAGAAUGAUAUGGCAGGAAAAUUCAUCCAGUAUCGUCAUGGUAACUAAUCUGGUCGAAGUGGGAAGGGUGAAAUGUUGCAGGUAUUGGCCGGAUGAUACUGAGCUCUAUGGUGAUAUUAAAGUGACGCUGGUCGAGUCUGAACCCCUGGCGGAGUAUGUUAUUCGUACUUUCACAGUUCAGAAGAAAGGCAAUCACGAAAUUCGGGAGAUUAGACAGUUCCACUUCACAAGUUGGCCUGAUCAUGGAGUACCAUGCUAUGCAACCGGUUUACUGGGAUUUGUUAGACAAGUAAAGUUCCUAAACCCAACUGAUGUUGGCCCUAUUAUAGUACACUGCAGUGCGGGUGCAGGAAGGACAGGAUGUUUCAUUGCUAUCGACAUCAUGCUUGAUAUGGCAGAAAGUGAAGGUGUGGUGGAUGUUUACAACUGUGUCAGAGAGCUCCGUUCACAGAGGGUCAACAUGGUGCAGACCGAGGAACAAUACGUCUUUGUUCAUGAUGCAAUUUUAGAGGCCUGCUUAUGUGGAAACACAACGAUACCAGUUUGUGAAUUCAGAGCUACGUUUUACAACAUCAGCAAAGUGGAUCCACAAACAAACUCCAGCCAGAUCAAAGAUGAGUUUCAGACACUGAAUAUUGUAACUCCUCGCGUUCGACCUGAGGAUUGCAGCGUUGGACUCCUCCCACGCAAUCAUGACAAGAACCGGAACAUGGAUGUGCUCCCUCCGGACAGGUGUCUUCCAUUCCUCAUUUCUGUAGAUGGUGAAACAAACAACUAUAUAAAUGCUGCACUUAUGGAUAGCCACAAAAGGCCUGCGGCAUUUAUUGUCACACAGCACCCUUUACCGAAUACUGUGACAGACUUCUGGAGAUUAGUGUUUGAUUACCAUUGCUCAGCAAUAGUCAUGUUAAAUGAGCUUGAUACUGCACAGCUCUGUAUUCAGUACUGGCCAGAGAAAAGUCUGUGUUGCUAUGGUCCUAUUCAAGUAGAAUUCAUCUCAGCAGACUUUGAAGAGGAUAUCAUUGUCCGGGUCUUUCGAAUCUACAAUAUGGCACGACCUCAGGAUGGAUAUCGCAUUGUACAGCAGUUCCAGUUUAUUGGAUGGCCUUCAUAUCGAGAUAUCCCAUUAUCAAAGCGUUCUUUUUUGAAACUGAUCAAGCGUUUGGAGAAAUGGCAAGAAGAAUAUGAUGGAGGUGAUGGUCGUACUGUGGUGCACUGUUUUAAUGGCGGUGGUCGCAGUGGUACACUUUGUGUAGUUCGCAGUAUCUGUGAGAUGAUUCAUCAACAAAAUAUAAUAGAUGUUUUUCACACAGUCAAAACGCUACGAAACAACAAAUCCAACAUGGUAGACACACUGGAGCAAUACAAAUUCUGCUAUGACGUGGCACUGGAAUAUUUGAAUUCAUUUUGAACUUCAAUCAUGAGAAGAAUUGCUGUGGUAAUGCAGUGACAUUUUUUGUCAAAGAAACAGUUUCUGACUUAUGUAAAAGAAAAGUUUGCAUCUAGAAGACCCUUGUACAGAUUUUUGCUUUCAUACAUCUUGGUAAAUCCAGGAAAGAAAGCAAGCAGAAAUCCAGUGCCAAUCGCAGCCAGUAUCUACAAGAAAUACCUGGACUAGCUGAAGGACUUAUUGGACUAACCCGUAUUUUAUGGGAGUUCUGCUUUUGCUAGAAGUUAAUUGAUGUAAUUGGUCGGGAUAGAGAUUUUGCCAGCCGUUCAUUUUGUUGAUUGUCCUUGUAUAUUACAUUCCAUGGUGUUAAAAUUGUUUAAAUGAAAGUAUUAGUAAAUGCUAACUAUGAUCUAUUAGCUUAGUUUUAUUUAGCAUUUUCUAAUAAUUGGUAUCAGAAUUGCUAAGUGAAACCGAGCAAUAAUAUUCCUGUUAGACGUUGUUCAGCCACCAUGCAGAACUGUACAGUUUGGGCUCACCAAUUAUUUUGUGAGAAUAAGGCUUUGAAAUGUCAAUCUAACCUUCAAGCAACUUUCAACUACUCUUCAGGCAGCUGACCUUUAAACAAAGUAAGCCUUCUUUUUUAUUCCAUAUAGCUAAUACAGUUGAAAGUAUACCAUUCACUGUAAUCUUGUUCAGAGGAAUUUAUAAGUUUAGUAGUUCUUCUUGACGCAGUUUAAGGAGCUGAGUCCUUACAAUAAAUGAGAAUGGGUGCAUGUGAGUGCAGGUGAUUUAUGUACAAAAUUAAAAGCUAUAUUGUAUGAAAACAAAAUUGGAAAUUAAAAAGCAGGGACUAUUAAAAUGCAUAACUCCUAAAGGGAGAAUGGAUUGACUUCUCUGAUGUGAUCCUUAAUCAGGAUUUUGAGUUCUAUUUUAAUCAAAAGUGUGCAGCAAUUACUUUUAAUUUUUGUUAAUUGAACUCUAUGCAUUUCUAGCCAUAUUCAAAGUUUAUUUCAAUUGGAAUGGAUUCAUCCAGGGCACUGUUUUCACUUCUCUGAUAAAUACAUUACCAUUAAUUUGUCUGCUAUUCUAACAGCAUCAUCAAUCUGCCACGUAAUAAACAGGUUAGAUCUUCAGCAUUUUAAUGGCCUGGAUGAAAAUUUAACAGCAAGAGAUUAAUCAGUGCUUUAAUAAUAAUGUAGAGAAGAUUAAGCAUCUGCGUGUUUCAUGCAUGUUCUCUUUAAUUGAUGCAGUCAUUAGUAAGAUGCACUGUGUUCAGAAGACUGCAGUACCUGAGAGCCUUGUAAAAGUGAUUUACCGUAUUUUGGGUGUGAUUUAGUCAAAUUCAUGAAACGCAUUAAUACUGGCAGAAAGCAAAAUUGUAGUAUAAACUAAGUAUAUCUCUUGUCAGUUUUAACUGAGCUCUUGUCAAAGCAUCAUUCUUAUACUAAACUUUAUAAACUGUUAAUCAACUUGCAAUUCUUGUAGAUAAUAUGAACUCCAUAAAUACACACAGUAUUUAUAAGAGAAAUAAAAAAAUGAGUUAUACUACGUCCUUGAACUUUACGAGGACGUUAAGUUUCUACCUCCUAUCAGAUUGUUUGGUUGCCAUUCUUCAAUGACUGAAGAAUAUAUAUAAAACACUUCGUUUUGUCUGGUAUUUUUCUUUCAAUUUUAUUUUAUAUUACAUAAGUUACAAAUCAUAUAUACAUUUCUGUUGAGCGUUAAAAUAUUUUGACUUCCUUUGGCUUUAUCUAAAGAAAGUACAUGAUAUUGCAGAAAUCUUCAAAUAUCAGUUCCAAGUGUAUGAAGUGUUUGUUGCUCCAUCGGGCACAAUAGGCCUCAUCGCCAUGCACAGCCUUGAAAUGUUUGCUUUAAACUCCAAGUUCAGCCCUGUAUUGCAAUGUUAAACCUUUGCAAAGUUUGUGGCACGAUUGAUCUAUGGUUACAUUAAAUCUGAGCAUCUAGUUGGCUGGUUGAAGUUAGUAAUUGCUUGUAUGAGCCUUGACAUUGAAGAAUGAGCUGCAAAUCAUGUAAUUUGAUUGAAAACGAUCAAAGCAAUAUUUCUGGAUAUAACUCAUGAAAGACGCAAAAAAUAAAAACGGGGCUUUACAGUAAAAAAAAACUAUUCUGAGUAGCCGACAGUUAGACACAAUUUACUACAUACCAAACCAUAAAUCGAUGACUGUUAUAAACAAUCUAUCAGGCUUUUUGCUGUAACACUGAGAUACAAUUGAACUCAAGCAUUGUAUUUUUACUAUGCUUUCUGCAGCACUAUGCCCUCCAUACCAUUUCAGCAAAAACCAUGUUAAAUUACUCACCCCCGGUCUCCCCGAUUUAAAUGCUAACUGUGUAUGAUCAGAAAAUUAAACCAAUGUACAGCAAGGAAAAUAUUCAGAUCAGUAUGUUUCUUCUCCCAUGCACACCAGUGUAUGUGGAUCCCUUUUAAGAUCAGUUUUUCUGUGUUUGGUAGUUGAAAGCAUGUUUGAAUAUCUUCAUUGUGUAAUAUUCUGUAGUAGGUUACUUUUCCAGCUUUAUAAAUUGUGGUAAAUUAUGUUAAGUCAAAUAAUAUAUGAAGUAUAUUUUUGACAGUACAUAAAGUAAUGUGACCUUUUUACAAUUACAAUGCCAUUUGAUUAAUUUAUUCUUAUAUGUUGUAAGGAAAUGUUUGUAAAAUGGGCCGUGAGCCAAACUGUAUUAUAAAAUAAAUGGAAUAUGUGAUGCAACUGUGAUAACUUCCUGUGCCAGUUUGAACACAGUAGAGACCAAACUACACAGAAUGAAAUCUUGAAGGUGAGAAACAGUUGUUGCAUUUCAACACAAUGUUUCAAAAAUUCAGACCUAUUGAUGGAAAAAGUCAAGUACUAUGUAAUUAGUGUUCAGCUUUUGGGAUUUACACUACAUCCUGCCUAGGGUAGUAAGGAAUCUUGGAUUUACAUAAUUAAGAAAAAAAAUGGUUCUUGCAGAGAAACAGGUGGUAAGAUGUAUCUUGGGGACAUGAACUAUGAUGAAGUCAAUGGCCUUCCCCAUCCACAUUUGAUUGUGAUCUAAUCGUUCUAUGGCACAUUCAGCUUCAAUAAAG